Messenger RNA from Durusdinium trenchii, 333 nucleotides. Lineage: Eukaryota; Dinophyceae; Suessiales; Symbiodiniaceae. The record is from the annotation of a GenBank genome assembly.
AUGGCAGAAGCGCCGCCGCCAAAGAAGCGGAAACUUGAUGGUCCAUGGUUUCGUGACUGUUUGCAAGAGUUAGAUGAGACCGUGAAGACGAAUGUGGCCACAAAGCUGGACAAAUUCUCAGAAACAGAUCUCUACACAGCCACUUUUGAUGCUUUGAUGAGUCUACUGAAUUCAGCAAUGAGAACCUUAGAGAGCAGGUGGCCUUGCGGCUGCACAACAAUCUUCGCGAAGCGAACGCACCAGCACCAGCAAUCCCAGUGCAAGAUGAUCUUUGCAAGUGGCUUGCAGAAACUGUCCAGAAGAAACCAAGCGAGUGGAAGGCAAACGAGGUGA